GCUCACCGUCUCUUUCUUCAGUGGCCGGCCACGAUGGCCACCUCAUCUUCGGGGGACUGAAAGGCAAACAAUGUGUCUGCAUGAAAGGGCGCUUCCACAUGUAUGAGGGGUACCCGCUCUGGAAGGUGACUUUCCCUAUCCGGGUAUUCAAGCUCUUGGGUAUCGAGACGCUACUGGUCACCAAUGCGGCGGGCGGCUUGGCAGAUUCCUACAACGUUGGCGACCUCAUGAUCAUCAAGGAUCACAUCAACUUGUUGGGCCUCACUGGGGAAAACCCUUUGCGGGGUCCCAAUGAGGAGCGGUUUGGUCCCCGCUUCCCUGCCCUCUCGGACGCUUACGACAGGAAGAUCCGUGCGCUGGCCCUGGAGACCGCUAGGCACCUGGGCUACACCUCCUUUGUCAGAGAAGGGGUCUACUGCAUGGUGGGGGGGCCCACCUUUGAAUCCGUGGCAGAGGCUCGGCUGUUACACUUACUGGGAGCAGACGCUGUGGGUAUGAGCACUGCAGCGGAGGUCGUUGUGGCCCGGCAUUGCGGCCUCCGUGUCUUUGGCCUCUCGCUGAUCACCAACAAAGUGGUCAAAGACUACAAUGCGAAGGCGAACGUUGACCAUCACAGCGUCUUGGAGGUCAGCAAGAGGCGGACGUCCAUGCUUCAAACACUACUCACUGAAAUAGUGGGCAGCCUGGACUGUGGCAAGUGGAAAGAAAUGGAGACCCACUACCAGAAUGGAGUCUGAAAGUAUCUCUAGAUGUUUAUGGUGGAGCCAAGGAAGCACAUGAGCAAUUGUAUGGGGCAACAAGUGGACCAGGCCGCCUUCCGCAAUCUAGACACAACGGGGGCCCGAAACCUAAACAAUAUCACAGCCCAACCAAAACAGGAUAGACCACAUGUAUAGGAUAGACCACAUCAGCUCUAGUUUCUUACACAUGGUUAUCAUGGUUUUCUAGGGGUGAGCAGAUGGCAACUGGAAGAUGGCAUACGUUCUGUAUCUCAAAAACUAGAGCUGAUAGGGGGAAAAUUGUGCAAUUUUUGUAAUCACCAGGUCAAAUAGACCCUGAAGUGGUGCUAACAUUUGAAACACCAAAAUGUAUAUUGGUCAGUGGUUUACCUUUCCUACUUUACUACUUCUUUACUCCUUCUUUAUGGUCCAUCUACACCAGGCAUGGGCAAACUUUGGCCCUUCAGGUGUUUUGGAUUCCAACUCCCACCAUGCCUAACAGCCUUUAUAAUUAUGAAUGGUUUAUCAGGAGAGGAAGGCCGAAUAGUAGAGAAGGUAUUAAAAUAUUUUGAAUUUAUCAGACAGGGAAAGACACAAGAAUAAUCCCAACGCUACUUCACCAAAAUUAUAAUGAAUAUCACAGGAAGGAGGGAACUGAAUAUAUAUUUGAAUUAAGCCUGAAAUGAGAGGUUUUGUAACUGUUUCUUCAAUUGGGGUACGCUGCCACCUUAUUGCUUAGUAUUCAGGCUGAGUUAUAUGUGUGGAGAGGAUACUUAGUAACACCCUUCUGUGUUACUAUGGUGUUUGUUGUCCUCGGAGGGUUUAAAUACCAGUGAUGUUCACACACAGGCUGUUGUAAUGUGUUAACUAUAAUAAAAUGUUUAUUUAACAGGCUUAAA
Messenger RNA from Anolis sagrei ordinatus, 1618 nucleotides. RefSeq names its product purine nucleoside phosphorylase-like. Gene Ontology annotation, cellular component: cytoplasm. Gene Ontology annotation, molecular function: purine-nucleoside phosphorylase activity. The record is from RefSeq and is a predicted model, not a curated record. Gene Ontology annotation, biological process: nucleoside metabolic process. NCBI's taxonomy places the organism in Eukaryota, Metazoa, Chordata, Lepidosauria, Squamata, Anolidae.